Molecule: messenger RNA, 2097 nt
Organism: Chenopodium quinoa (quinoa)
Lineage: Eukaryota; Viridiplantae; Streptophyta; Magnoliopsida; Caryophyllales; Amaranthaceae
Product: zinc finger CCCH domain-containing protein 6-like
Exons: 4
Coding region: 266-1639 (457 amino acids)
Molecular function (GO): metal ion binding
Source: RefSeq, a predicted model, not a curated record
GUCAUAAAUUGUCAAGUAAUCCAUAUUUAACAAUUGGGUCUUUUUCUCUCCAUCUUCAUUCGCCCUUUUUCCUUCCUCCAACUUUGAGGAUUUUCGUGUUUAUUUAUAAAACUUUUUUUUUUCCAGAAAAUCGAAUUCCAGAACUCACUGUUUCUUAGGUAAAUCAAUUCAAUGGUUGUCUUUUAUUCUUUCAAAUUCCAGAUUUAGUUCUUCGUUUUUACUCAAAUUUAUAUAUUUCAGAUUUAGGGUUCAGUUAAUUUUUAGUAUGCAAGGAUCGCAAAAAUCAAAAAGGGUUUCUUGGGCUUCUGAUGGGAAUCUUUGUCAGGUUAGACUGUUUCUCUCGGAAGAAUCUCCCUCACAAGUUGGGGCAGGUGCACAAGAUCACCUUCAAGUAAAGAAAAUUGUAUCAGGCUUGCCUGUAAAUGGAUUAGUGACAGAUGACAACCUUCCACCUGGAUUUGAAGGUUUCAGUCCUGCUAAUCAAUUGAAGAACAGGUUAGCCCAGAUUCCUGUUGUCAAAUGGCGGUCCCCUCCAAAAUUUACUUUGGGGGUUGAGUGGCAAGUAGUAAGUGGGGAGGAGAGUAAAGAGGUGGAGAUCCAAAGUCAAAGAGAAUUAAGAGUGCUUGAAGCGUAUUAUCCACGCCAAUCUGCAAUUCCUCCAAACCCUGCUUCUGCGCCAGAUAUAGAGUGUGCUGGACAGGAUGACCAAACAUUGCCUUCAGUUCCCAUUACUCCUAUUGAAGAAGAAGAUCUGUCAGAUCCCUCUUCUGAUUCUGUUGCUUCUGCUUGUGCUACUACUAGCUCAUACAUGUUGGCGGCCCAAGGGACGUCUUCAUCUCAUGGUGUGUCCCAUAAUAUCAACAGUGGGACAUUGGCUGCUGGAGUAGCAACUUCUGGUCAAGAAGAUGUGUUAAAAGCUGCUCUUGCUGCUGUCGCGAAGGGCAAUGAGCAGAUUGACCACAACCUGCUUGUAAAAAUUCUCAGUAAUCCGACUAUUUUAGAACAGUUAGUUAGGCAUCAAGGUCCAGGCACGGGACUUCAAUCUGUUUUGCCAAAGCCAAUGGAAGGCCCACAUACUAUUUCUAGUCCCUUAUCUCCUGGAGCUCCCAUGUACAGGAUGGAUACACCACCUCCUCCGGCUCCUCAAUAUACCAAUAUGGAAACAGGACUAUCCUCGUCUGCAAUGAUGUCAAAUGGGUUUAUGUACCCGUAUACAAAUGGCACAGGACCUAUGACCCAUCAGCAUUCAGUCCCACCGCUGCCUGGAGUCGCCCUCCAAGCUCCCCCUGUACAAUCUGGUUCUUCCUCUCAAGUGAAGGACCUCAACUACUAUAAGAACUUGAUUCAGCAACAUGGAGGGGAAAGGCAAGCUGACCCUCAACCACCGUAUUCAACGAAUCCCAUUCAUCAUACAGGUGUAGAUCAAGAUGUAGAUAAUUCAAAACCAAGAGAUGCCAAACAUAAAAGCAUGAAGCCUUGUGUGUAUUUCAAUGGUGCAAAGGGUUGUAAACAUGGAGCAAAUUGUAUGUAUCAGCAUGACAUGUCGCUCCAGCAACGGGUUAGUAGUAUUUCAGAAAUGCAGAGUGCAAAGAGAAUGAAGAUGGAUAGAGAGAUUAGAGGACCACAAUCGUAUAGUUGAUUUGAAGACUAAUUCUUGACGUUCCAAGAUAAAUUACGAGGUCUGGGUUCGUAUUUAUGAAUCUUCAUAAGUUUUGGGCCAAAUUCUUGCUUGUGUGCCUCUUCUCCGAAUUGCAACUCUUGGGCACAGUCGGAUGGAAGCUCGGGUUUUCAAAGAUCAGGGGUAUAUUGUCUCAAAUCCUGCAGAUGGCUUUGCCCUUGUGUGUAUACGAAAUUUAAUCCAAGAGGAGAGAGUUUUCAGCCUCAUUUGGCCUGCUGUAUACUGUUUCGGCUUAUUUUAUCUGUUCCCAGAGGAUUUAUUUUGUUACUAAUUGAUUUCUUUUAUGCCUUUUAGCAUACCAAAUUUACAAAUAACAGUACAUGAAGGCUGGAUAGGUUCACAGGAUGCAGAUAAUUACUUACCAUGGAAUGAUUUUCUCUGAUAUCUUUGAAUCAUCAAGAUGUGAUUUUGUUCGUUUA